Molecule: messenger RNA, 1566 nt
Organism: Brassica napus (rape)
Lineage: Eukaryota; Viridiplantae; Streptophyta; Magnoliopsida; Brassicales; Brassicaceae
Product: beta-hexosaminidase 3-like
Exons: 14
Coding region: 155-1279 (374 amino acids)
Biological process (GO): glycosaminoglycan metabolic process; carbohydrate metabolic process
Cellular component (GO): membrane
Molecular function (GO): beta-N-acetylhexosaminidase activity
Source: RefSeq, a predicted model, not a curated record
CUGGGAAAACAUAAUUUAUUUGGAAUACGGAGCAGACGAAUCGUACAAAUUAGUGGUUCCAUCCCGAGAGAAGCCGUAUGCACAACUUGAGGCAAAAAGCGUUUACGGUGCAUUGCAUGGCCUACAGACAUUCAGCCAGUUAUGCCAUUUUAAUAUGAAGAAAAAGGUAAUAGAGAUUUUAAUGACUCCAUGGAAUAUCACAGACCAGCCCAGAUUCUCUUACCGUGGUCUUUUGAUCGAUACAUCCCGACAUUAUUUGCCACUACCUGUUAUGAAGAACGUGAUUGAUUCUAUGACAUACACCAAGCUAAAUGUACUUCAUUGGCACAUUGUGGACACACAGUCAUUUCCCUUAGAGAUUCCUUCGUAUCCAAAACUAUGGAAUGGCGCUUAUUCUCCCACUCAGAGAUACACCUUCGAAGACGCUGCAGAGAUCGUCAAUUAUGCUGGGCGACGAGGGAUUCAUGUCUUAGCUGAGAUUGAUGUUCCAGGCCACGCUCUCUCAUGGGGAAAGGGAUAUCCUUCCUUGUGGCCGUCCAAGAAUUGUCAAGAACCGCUUGACGUGAGUAGUGACUUUACAUUCAAGGUCAUUGAUGGCAUUCUCUCCGAUUUCAGCAAGAUCUUUAAGUUUAAAUUUAUCCACUUGGGAGGUGACGAAGUAAAUACAACUUGCUGGUCUACAACACCUCGAAUAUCCAAAUGGCUAAAAAAACAUCGGAAAACUGAAGCAGAAGCUUAUGAAUAUUUCGUACUGAGGGCGCAAAAAAUUGCUUCGUCACACGGAUAUGAAAUCAUCAACUGGGAAGAAACCUUCAACAACUUUGGAAACAAAUUAAACCCGAAAACGGUGGUCCACAACUGGCUUGGUACAGGAGUUGUUGGGAGAGUGACGGCGGCCGGUUUAAGGUGCAUAAUGAGUAACCAAGACAAAUGGUAUUUGGACCAUAUAGACACACCGUGGCAAAUGUUUUACGCGAACGAGCCAUUUGAGAUGAUAAAGGAUGAAAAGCGACAAAGUCUAGUACUUGGUGGUGAAGUGUGCAUGUGGGGUGAACAUAUUGAUGCUUCUGACAUUCAGCAAACCAUUUGGCCUCGUGCUGCCGCAGCUGCAGAGCGGUUGUGGACACCCUACACAAAGUUGGCUGAAAAUCCAGACAAGGUAACUACGAGGUUGGCUAACUUUAGAUGCUUGUUGAAUGAAAGAGGAGUUGCAGCUGCACCUUUGGUUGGUGGAGGACGAGUCGCGCCUUUCGAGCCAGGUUCAUGUCUCGCUCAGUAACGAUCGAAAUGGUUUAGAUUGUAGAAUAUGUUACAGUCAGCGGUAUCGUGGCUGAGCACAAGCAACAGCCAGCAAUCAAGUGAAAUUCAAAUAUAAAAUAGUUUAUUUUAACUAGAGAUGGAAAUUUAUCCUUUUGUCUUUAUAAUUUGAUUCUCUAUGUUAUAACUCAUAAGUUAUAACUCAUUCUCCAAUAUGUAUUUCUUUUGUCUUAUAUGGAAUUAUAACCACUCUGCUUCAUAAUAGUAACUAGUAAGUAAUGAAUCAAUAUAUUAUAGUUGUUUUGAAUA